This is a messenger RNA of Xenopus laevis (African clawed frog), 1176 nucleotides long. Its product is annotated as guanosine-3',5'-bis(diphosphate) 3'-pyrophosphohydrolase MESH1-like. The record is from RefSeq and is a predicted model, not a curated record. Bases 133 to 792 code for a protein of 219 amino acids. NCBI's taxonomy places the organism in Eukaryota, Metazoa, Chordata, Amphibia, Anura, Pipidae. The transcript is spliced from 5 exons.
AAAACAUGGCCACAAGCUUUUGAUUCAUCCUGUGUUUGACGAAGCCAAAUUGUAGGCAUGUGCGCGUUCUACACCAGUGUCACUUGAAGUAAAGCAGUGAGGAAUGAGUUAACAGUACUAGCGCAAGGCACCAUGGGGAGAAAGGGUGUGGAAGUCGCUUCCUCUAGCAAGGUUAUCCCUCACUGCCCCGCCCACAGCAAUCAGACAGAGAAGCACAGGCACAAGUCCUCUUUUACUUUUUGCUGUGGCAAUAUGAGUUUGGAAGCUGCACUUAUUGUGGAAGCUGCAAAUUUUGCUGCAGAGAAGCACAAACAACAGAGAAGAAAGGACCCAGAGAAAACCCCGUAUAUUAACCACCCAUUAGGUGUCGCAAGAAUACUGUCUCACGAGGCUGAAAUAACAGAUACAGCAGUGCUCCAGGCAGCUCUGCUUCACGACACUGUAGAAGACACUAACACUACUUUUGCAGAAAUUGAGUUGCAUUUUGGACAAGAUGUACGUAACAUAGUAGAGGAAGUGACAGAUGAUAAGACUCUACCAAAGAUGGAAAGAAAGAAGCAGCAAAUUGCACACGCACCUCACUGCAGCCACAAAGCCAAGCUAGUGAAACUAGCAGACAAGUUAUACAACCUGCGAGACUUGAAACGCUGCACACCAGAAGGCUGGUCAGAAGAGAGAGUCCAAGAAUAUUUCCAAUGGGCAUCUGAAGUGGUGAGAGGACUACGAGGUACAAAUUCCAUUCUGGAGGCAAAACUAGACCACUUGUUUAUAGAUCAAGGCAUUGCAGUCUAAUCCACGUUAUAUCUCCAGUUUGGAAAUGAUGGACUUGUUAAACUUUAAACACACUGCUACACUGACGUUGGCUGGCAGCUGGAAGACUAUGAGGCAUCCAUCCUUAAUUUAAAGAUUUAAUUUCUACUAAUUAUAUAUUUUUUAAAGUGCAAAUGUAACCACUCUUGUAUUGUACAUUUUGAUUUUGGGGACAUUUAAUUGAUUGCAGAGCUGUUUACCUGGACAUUUACAGUGUUUUGUAUGCUAGGAAAUCUUACUUCUGAUUGGGAAAUUAUUUUUUCUCGUUUGGUUAAAACCUGUAUACUGAUUACAUAGUAGAUAUUACAUUUUAUGUUACAUUUUUCAAAAUGCAAGGUGAUGGAAUUAAACUUCUCUUCUGUUUUA